GACAUCUCACAACGCAACGUGACAUUAAUGUUUUGGUUCAAACAACUUGGGGCACCUCAAUCUUCUUAUCAAAACUCGAGAGGAGAGGUUGAAUUAGCUUUGACUCUUUCUCCAUCUCUGUGUUUUUGGACUAGAUGGUGGCCAAUUGAAUCACUGUGGGAAGCAUGUCCAGUAUCAUUCUCGCCAGCGCAUCCGAGCUCAAUGCCGACCAGGAAGACUCCGUCUUCGUUCCCUUACUCUCCCCCCCAAACUUCACCUCCCAAGUCGCCAUUAUCGGCUCCAAUGUCUGCCGCAUUGAGAGCCUCGAUUACGAGAUAUUCGAGAACGAGCUAUUCAAGCAGGACUGGAGGAGCCGGGGAAAGAUGCAGAUAUUCCAGUACACGCUUAUGAAGUGGCUCUUGUGCUUCCUCAUCGGUCUGAUUGUCGGCCUCGUCGGCUUCUGCAACAACCUCGCCGUCGAGAACAUCGCAGGCAUCAAGUUCGUCGUCACCUCCAACAUGAUGUUGAAGAGCAGGUAUGGGAUGGCAUUUCUUGUAUUUUCGGUGUCUAAUUUGGUUCUGGCUUUGUUUGCAUCUAUGAUUACGGCUUUUAUAGCGCCGGAGGCUGCCGGUUCCGGUAUUCCGGAAGUGAAAGCAUACCUGAAUGGCGUGGAUGCGCCCGAAAUAUUUUCCGUACGGACUUUGGUUGUUAAGAUAGUCGGAAGCAUUUCCGCGGUAUCAUCAUCUCUUCUGGUGGGAAAGGCAGGGCCCAUGGUCCAUACUGGCGCGUGUAUUGCAUCGUUACUUGGUCAAGGUGGGUCAAAGAAAUUUGGUUUAACAUGGAACUGGUUACGCUUUUUCAAGAACGACCGAGACCGACGAGAUCUUGUAACAUGUGGAUCAGCAGCUGGAAUUGCUGCUGCUUUCCAUGCCCCUGUUGGUGGUGUACUGUUUGCUCUUGAAGAGAUGGCAUCUUGGUGGAGAAGUACCCUUCUAUGGAGAUCUUUCUUUACAACAGCGGUUGUUGCAAUUGUACUCCGUGCUUUCAUCGAUCUCUGCUAUAGUGGCAAAUGUGGGCUCUUUGGUACAGGGGGGCUGAUAAUGUAUGAUGUCUACUCGGGUACUAUUUCAUAUGAACUUAUGGAUGUACCUCCUGUGCUCGCCCUUGGAGUUAUUGGUGGCAUAUUGGGCAGUUUACAUAAUUUUCUUCUAGAAAAGGUUCUCAAAAUAUACAAUCUCAUUAAUGAGAAAAGCGUUGCUUACAAAAUCUGCCUUGCUUGGUUGAUCUCCAUUUUCACAUCCUGUCUUCUUUUUGGAUUACCAUGGCUUGCAAAGUGCCAACCUUGUCCGGCUGACAUAUCUGAAGCCUGCCCUACAAUAGGCCGCUCUGGUAACUAUAAGAAGUUCCAAUGUCCUGCUGGUCACUAUAAUGAUCUUGCCAGCCUCAUUUUUAACACAAACGACGAUGCUAUCAGAAAUCUUUUUAGUGAAGGCACCAAUGAUGAGUUCCAAUACUCCUCAGUUCUCAUAUUUUUUGUUACCUGCUUUUUCUUAAGCAUUCUUAGCUAUGGGAUUGUUGCUCCUGCUGGCCUCUUUGUACCUGUUAUUGUUACUGGUGCAUCUUAUGGGCGUUUUGUUGGAAUGUUAGUUGGUUCAAAAUCAAAUCUUAACCAUGGCCUUUACGCUGUGCUGGGUGCUGCCUCCUUGCUUGGUGGGUCUAUGAGGAUGACAGUUUCGCUCUGUGUAAUUAUCCUAGAAUUGACUAAUAAUCUACUGUUACUGCCAUUAAUAAUGGUGGUACUUCUUGUUUCCAAGACUGUAGCCGAUGGUUUCAAUGGCAGUAUCUAUGACCUUAUAAUGAAAGCCAAGGGUUUCCCUUAUCUUGAGACUCAUGUUGAGCCAUAUAUGAGGCAGCUGUCAGUAGGUGAUGUAGUUACAGGCCCACUUCAGCUCUUUCAUGGCAUCGAGAAGGUUGGUAAUAUAGUACAUGUUCUCCGGACCACAAGGCACAAUGGCUUCCCUGUAAUUGACGAGCCUCCACUUUCUGAAUCCCCCAUCUUGUUUGGUAUAAUCCUACGAGCACACCUUGUUACAUUGUUGAAGAAGAAAGCUUUUUUAUCUACCCCAGCCUUGACAGGAGACACAGGAGGCAUUGAUGCCUCUAUUCAGUUUUCAGCGGGGGAUUUUGCCAAGAGGGGUUCAGGCAAUGGUGACAAAAUAGAAGAUAUAGUAUUGACUGAGGAAGAGAUGGAAAUGUUCAUAGAUUUACAUCCUUUUACAAACGCUUCACCUUAUACUGUUGUGGAGACAAUGUCACUAGCAAAGGCUCUCAUACUUUUCCGAGAAGUUGGUUUAAGGCACCUGCUGGUGACACCCAAGCUCUCUGGCAGACCUCCUGUGGUGGGUAUAUUGACAAGGCAUGAUUUCAUGGCAGAACACAUAUUACGUUUGCACCCUCUACUAGUUAGGAGAAGGUGGAAAAGAUUAAGAUUCCGGUUCCCAUCUCUGAGAAAACUCUUUUGGGGCACCUCGGCGAGUGUCAAAGCUUAACAAUAUUUUUGUAAAUAGUCUUCUUGGAUCUGCUCAGAUCAUAGAAUCAUUCGAGGAGUGGCUUUGUUUUAUUCUUUUCCAACAUUUUUUUAUGAAAUCAAGAGCAGAAGAGAAUCACCAGACAAGGUCAAAUCAUGUUUAACUAUCUUACUAUAUUUGAUACAUCACAUGAUGUAAUGGGCAAGGUUAUUGUUUGAUGAA
Juglans microcarpa x Juglans regia is the source of this 2729-nucleotide messenger RNA. Its product is annotated as putative chloride channel-like protein CLC-g. Gene Ontology annotation, cellular component: plant-type vacuole membrane; intracellular membrane-bounded organelle. Bases 165 to 2528 code for a protein of 787 amino acids. Gene Ontology annotation, molecular function: voltage-gated chloride channel activity. NCBI's taxonomy places the organism in Eukaryota, Viridiplantae, Streptophyta, Magnoliopsida, Fagales, Juglandaceae. The transcript is spliced from 7 exons. Gene Ontology annotation, biological process: chloride transport; transmembrane transport. The record is from RefSeq and is a predicted model, not a curated record.